AUGGAGGAGAGAAAUUGCACCACAGCUGCCCAGUUGAUUCUCUUGGGAUUAACAGACCAGCCAGAAGUAAAGCUCGUAGUGUUCCUUAUGUUUCUCACAAUCCAUGUGACCAUCCUCGUGGGGAAUCUCACUAUGGUAACCUUGAUUGAGAUCAGUCCCCAGCUUCACAGCUCCAUGUACUUUUUCCUCAGGAACCUGUCUCUCUUAGUUGUGGUCUAUUCCUCUGGCAUUGUCUCCAAAGUUCUGAUCAACUACUUAUUGGAAACCAAGGUCAUUUCAUUUGGUGAGUGUGUGGUUCAGUUUUUCUUUCUUUCUUUCUAUGCAAGUAUGGAAUUAUUUUUAGCCACAAUGACAUAUGAUUGGUUCAUUGCCAUCUGUCACCCAUUGCUUUACACGGUGAUUAUGCCUAAGGAAGUCUGUAUUCUUUUAGUAGCCAGUUCAAACCUCCUUUCCUGUGUGAGUGCAGUUGUGCACACUAGCUCUUUAUUCAGAUUGUUGUUUGGAAGCUCUAAUAUCAUCAACCAGCCCACCUCCACCAAAUCCAUGGAUCAGGGCAAGAUGGUGGCUGUGUUUUAUACCCUGGUGAUCCUCAUGUACAACCCUCUGAUCUACACUCUGAGGAACAAAGAAGUCAAAGGGGCCUUGAAGAAGACAAAAAUCUGGAAACUCUUCAGUCAGUGA
Messenger RNA from Tachyglossus aculeatus (Australian echidna), 681 nucleotides. Its product is annotated as olfactory receptor 143-like. Bases 1 to 681 code for a protein of 226 amino acids. Gene Ontology annotation, cellular component: membrane. The record is from RefSeq and is a predicted model, not a curated record. Lineage: Eukaryota; Metazoa; Chordata; Mammalia; Monotremata; Tachyglossidae. Gene Ontology annotation, molecular function: odorant binding; olfactory receptor activity. The transcript is spliced from 2 exons. Gene Ontology annotation, biological process: G protein-coupled receptor signaling pathway; sensory perception of smell.